Molecule: messenger RNA, 1509 nt
Organism: Caenorhabditis elegans
Lineage: Eukaryota; Metazoa; Nematoda; Chromadorea; Rhabditida; Rhabditidae
Gene: tbx-32
Product: Putative T-box protein 32
Exons: 2
Coding region: 16-1341 (441 amino acids)
Biological process (GO): developmental process; regulation of DNA-templated transcription; positive regulation of DNA-templated transcription
Cellular component (GO): nucleus
Molecular function (GO): RNA polymerase II cis-regulatory region sequence-specific DNA binding; DNA-binding transcription factor activity
Source: RefSeq, marked reviewed
UUUCAGAUCUUCAAAAUGACAUCUCAAUAUUCGAACUACAGUUGUCCGCUCAACAACAUCCAAGUCAAUGUGAUCGGAAGUUCCAGAACUUCAGAUGAUCAUUUCCUAGAACAAAUGUUGACAAAAAGGAAGAAGACUAAUAUUUCUCAAGAUCUUCACUACACACUUCUAGGACUCAAUCCACGCGAUCUUUAUCAAAUUAGUAUCAAAUUGGCUCGGAUUGAUGAGAAAAAGUACAAGUUCAAUGGAAAUUUCAAUGGAGGCGACUAUUAUCCACAUAAAAACUCUGAAAUUCCAAUGGAGGACACGGAAGAAAUUGUGCAUUUGGAUGGUUAUCAAACAGGAGCUAGAUGGAUGAAAACUGGAGUUUAUUUUCCAAAAAUUGGAAUUUCCAAGGAGCAGCCUGACAAAGAAAGAUGUCUUCUUUUGGAGUCCCUACAUGCAUACGUCCCAGUUCUGAGAUUCACAACAUCUAGCGGGAUUUCUCUGGAAGUAACCGUUUGGAGCCAGAAAUUUGUUACGACUAUGACCUCAAGUAACCGUUCAGUGAAGAGAAGGGAAAAGAGGAAGUUGGAAGAAACUACUGGACCGUCCGCAAAAAAGACUCCCGAAGUCAUUGAAUUUACGCAAGAAGCUGUUGUUCCAGAAGUAUACAAUGCUCAACAGGUUUAUCAAAUGCAGAACGAUACGAUGAUCAGUUCCGACUCCAAGUUCUGCAGUCCAUUGGCAUUCCAACAAGAUUUUACCGAAGAGUUUGGCACAAUUUCUCAAUUGGACGCUUAUGUUAAUGUCAAUGUGCAAAGCUGCAGUUCAAGCAGUCUUAGUAGUCCAGCAGCAUUGCAACAAGACUCUACUGUGAGUUCUGACAAUGAUUUUGAUGAUAAGAACAGUGAAGAAUUCGACGCUGUUUUUGAAUACAUCGAUCAACAGUUUUCAAACCACGAUCAAAAUCCAAUGGAUCAGCAAUCAAAAUCAAUUGAUUUAAAUCAAACAACAUGGACUUCCCAAUCAAUCAAUAAUCAAAGCUACCUGUCCACCGCAAGUAGUCCUGCUGCAUUGAAUCAGGAUUCUUUUGCUUCUGAGAAAUCAAGCAUUGUCCGUGAUAAGAAGAACGAUGAAAAUUGUCUGGACGAAUUCGACAGAGUUUUCAAUGAGCUUGAUCAACAAUUUACACCGACAGAAAAUCAACUUCAAGAUCUCUCCAAUUGCACCACAUGGAAUCAGGAACCAAUCAAUAAUUCAAUUCAAUCAAAUCAGCUUAACAAUAACAUUGCUCCAGCUCUUGAAGAAAACGUGGAGGAUGACAACGCUAUCUUUGAGCAUUUUUUCAUUUGCAACUGAUUAUUCCAAUUCACAGUAUUAUUAUUAUUUAUUUGAUUUUGAUAACUUGCCUAUUUUGUUUUUAUUUCAAAUAUUCAGGAUUUUAUUCUCAUUUCCCAUUGUUGAAACUCACUAAUUUUUGACUGUAUUUCGUGUUGUAUUAUCUUUUCAAUAAAACGUGAAACGUCU